UUGUCGAAAUGAAGAAGAGUCCCCUUCUACGCAAGCAUUGGUAUGCAAAUGGCUUCAUCUUUUCGAUUGCAUGGGAUUAAACUUUCGCUUGCCAAUGUCUCCACGGUCCGUACGCCGUGUCAGUGUGUUUGGGAUCGAGAGAGUCGAGAAAACAAGUUCUGCGCCAACGUAGGGUAUUGAAGAUUGCGGCGACCACACUCCACAGAACUGUAGCCACUCUGUCGGAAAAUUUUGAAAGGAAAUAUACUAUUUUAUAGUGAAUUAUAUAUCAAGUAAUGGACACUGUGUAUGCAUAAUGACGUGAUUUUGUGAAAUAUUAGGAGAAGGAGUUUUGUAUGUGCGCGCGAUUUUUUUUCUAGACGACAAAAGUUAAGGAUCGUCUGUUGCACAGGUGAGCAGUCCCGACCUACGGAAUCCCACUGGGGUCGCCCGCCGGGAGCUGCGGUGGAAGAAUCUGAGCAAGGCUUGAAGCCUCCUCAAGUGGCGUCCGUGUUUAUGCUGCCAAAAUGUCCCUGGAAACUCUGCAACGGCUCAAGAAUUAUGUCCAUCGUGGACGGAGAAAAUAAUUUGGAUUAUGCAAAUAUGCAGUUGGAUCCCAAUAUUAAAACUUACAAACAAUAGUUGAUUCAAGCCACUACCAGACAAUCAUGUUCAGCUGAGUUGCGUUGCUCGCGGAAGUGGAUAGUGCCCAUCAUGGAUCCCCUUUUUAUGGAUCAUAUCGCUUACUACGACAACUACUCUCGCGGGUACGUGGUGGAGUACGUGCGAGAGAACAGGACAAGGUGUUCUAGCUGGCUUCUCCUGCCUGCAGAGAACCUGUGGCCAGUAUGGCUGCGAGUCACCCUGUACCUACUGGCAAUGAUCUAUCUGUUCAUCGGCAUUGCCAUCAUCAGCGAUGUCUUCAUGUGCAGCAUCGAGGUCAUCACCAGCAAGCAGAAGACGAUCAUCAAAUACGACGCGGAGCGCAAGGUCCACGUCAAGAAAGAGGUUCUCGUCUGGAACGAAACUGUCGCCAACCUUUCUCUGAUGGCGCUUGGGAGCAGCGCGCCGGAGAUCCUUCUCAACACCGUCGAGACAUUACAAAACAUCACAGAACUGCCCGACGGGAGGGACAGCUUGGGGACCUUCACCAUCAUCGGCAGUGCCGCUUUCAAUCUUCUAAUAAUCACGGCUGUUUGUGUCGUCAGUGUUCCCUCGCCGGAAGCUAAGAAAAUUAAAGAAUUUGGAGUGUUUUUGAUAACAACUCUCUGGUCAUUAUUUGCAUAUGUUUGGAUUCUUAUUGUGGUCUUAUGGAGCUCAAAAGGAGUUGUGGACAUCUGGGAAGCGUGGGUUACGUUAGGAUUCUUACCAUUACUUAUUUUAUCGGCUUAUGCCCAAGACUCUGGAUGGUGGUGUAAGAGGACUCCUUCUGUAGGCAACGAUCCUAACUGUGGAAGCCAUUUGAAUGUGAGAGUGAUUAACGGUGGAGUCAAGAAGAAUAGUGUAUUCCACGGGCCUUCCCGCCAACUAGCAGCUCUGGAAGCGGAGAAAACACAAAGUCAGCUGAAUUUGAAGAAUUCGUCAGAAGAGAAAGCCAAUGGAAAUGACAUGGUUUUGCGAGACUUAGAAGCGGGAACUGACGACAGCAGACCGCUUUAUCUCGAGGAGGAAAAGCAGCAGUUUGCACGAGCCAGAUCGAGUACUGUAUCGAGUACUGUUGUUAGUCAGGUAACGACUAUUAGUCAAGUUAGUCAACGAAGCUGGACCCCACGAUACAGAUCAAGAUUCAGACACGCUGUGGUACGGUCCAUGAUCGGGGGCAAGAAGCAUUUCAUGGCCCAGAGGAUAGCAGCCGGUGGGGCAGGCGGACACCAGCCCCGGCUACUAGCCCUGGUGGACAAGGUACAAGCUAUGCAGAAGGCCAGUGAUGGCGCGUUGUCAGAGGACUUAAAGGGAAAGUUCACCUUUGCAUCGCCAAAUUACACCGUGAUGGAAAGUUGCGGCAAGCUGGAGGUUGAUGUCCUCUUUCACAGAUCAACUCCGAGAAGAACUCGCCAGCUCACCCAGGAGAACGGCAUCGCGGGGCACCACCACGACAUCGUUGAUGAGAUCAGCCGUAGCGAUGCCUACGAUGAUUGCAUCAAGGGUACCGUCUACGUGACCUACGAGACACGAGAUGGCACCGCUAAGCAAGGGACCGAAUUCACGCAUGCACAGGGCAAAUUGGUUUUCACGGAGACAGAAUGGAGGAAGACGAUCACCAUUCCGAUCAUCAACGACACCCAGUACGAAGCCAACAUGGACUUCUACAUCCUGCUCAAAUCGCCCGAGGGAGGGGGUGCGUUGGGGGAUCCUAGCAUCACCAGGGUGACAAUCAUUGAUGAUGACGAGCCUGGCGAGUUCACAUUCGAAUCUCCUAACUACACAGCUGAUCUUGAGAAGGGUCUGGUGACGGCAACGGUCGUAAGAUCAAAAGGAUUCGAUGGCACUGUUACCCUACAAUACGCCACCAUGGAUGGUAAUGCAAGGGGCGAUCUACAUUUGGAAGGCGGAGCCGACUAUAAAUCCAUGUCAGGAACGUUGUGCUUCAAACACGAGGAGAAGUCUAAGACCAUCGAGAUACCAGUCAACAAAGAAUCAGUGGGUUUGAAGAACUUUGUGAUAGUUUUGAGGAAUCCUAGUAUCGGAGCCAAGCUUGGGGAACACAGUGCUGCUGUAGCCAACCUCAGACCAGAUGACAUUGGUGAGAGGGUUGCCCAGAUCCUUGAAGAUGAGGAGGAUGCCGAGACAUGGUUUGGACAGAUCAAAAAUGCAAUGACCCUUGGAGGUGAUAUCGAUGACGAUGGCAAGGAGGUCCCACCUUCUAAGUUGGACUGCAUCAUGCAUUUCAUCACAUUUUUUUGGAAAGUCAUCUUUGCCAUAGUUCCUCCUAAGAAUUACUGGGGAGGAUGGCCUGCAUUCUUUGGAUCUCUGCUAUUUAUCUUUGCUCUCACGGCUGUGGUAGAACAGAUCGCUACUUUGCUGAGCUGUGUUGCAUUGAUAGAGCCCAGUGUUGCUGGUAUCACAAUCAUAGCCCUCGGAACCAGCGUACCAGACAUGUUUGCGAGUAGAACGGCCGCCAUUCAGGACCAACAUGCUGAUGCUGCCAUCGGCAAUAUAACAGGUAGUAACAGUGUGAACGUGUUCCUUGGCCUUGGUCUCCCCUGGAUCAUCAAGGUCAUGUACCUGUACGUCAACACAGACUCACCUUACCUUGUAGGAACAGAGAACCUUGACCUGGCUGUCAUCCUGUUUGCAGGGGUCGGUACAUGUUGUAUAUGCAUCAUCAUCGGGAGGAGAUAUAUUGUUGGAGGUGAGUUGGGAGGUAAAAAGGUGACCAAGUGGGUGACUGGAUUCUUUCUCUGCCUCCUCUGGGUUGUAUAUAUCAUCGUUGCAUCCCUCAGGUCAUACCGUAUCAUCUAAAGGUCAACUACAAAGGUCAGCAAGAGGUCACCAAGUAAGGUUUAUGAGAAGGUCAUCCAAGAAAUGCUGCAGAGAGGACAUUAGAAAUUAGCAUUAGACCAUCACCAGAAGACAAUCUGAUGACAAGCCCGGGAGAUAUGGUGGGAGUUGGUUUAAAGAUGAUGGAACUGACACUGACGAGGGUUCACUGAUGUCCAAGACUAACCUGUUAAUAUGCAACGCAGACCGACUUGUGAACUUACAGAGGAAUGUUUAUUGAUGUACCUGUAAUUCUAAUUCCUAAUCGGAAUAAAAACAGAUUAGGGAUGGAAUUCCAUGGCUAAAUGGUGGUAUAAUCAGACUUGAAACAAUCUUCGCACUGUCUUUCCCCUCAAGUAAUAUGGAUUCUCCCUAAAGUCAACUGGAUUUUCUUUAAAGGUAUCUGGAUUCUCCCUAAAGGUAUCUGGAUUCUCCUUAAAGGUAUCUGGAUUCUCCCUAUUGGUAUCUGGAUUCUCCCUAUUGGUAUCUGGAUUCUUCCUAAAGGUAUCUGGAUUCUCCUUAAAGAUAUCUGCAUUCUUCAAAAGGUAUCUGUCUGGUUUCUCCCUAAAAAUAACUGAAUUCUCCCUUAAGGUAUCUGAUUCUCCCUAAAAGUAUCUGGAUUCUCUUUGAAGGUAUCUGCAUUCUCAAAAGGUAUCUUGGUUCUCCAUAAAGGUAUCUGGAUUCUCCCUUAAGGUAUCUGAUUCUUCCUAAAGGUAUCUGAAUUCUUCCUAAAGGUAUGGAGAUUCUCCUUAAAGGUAUCUUUUUCCCCUAAAGGUAUCUGAAUUCUCUUUUAGGGAGAAUUCAGAUAACUUUAAAGGAAAAUGAAAUCCAAAAUCUAAUACAAUAUAAUAUCAUUAAUAAAUACAGGACAAUCAAAAUGAAUCCACUGAUACCCAAUCCGAUUUCCCAGCCCGGAGUACCACCUCCUC
Lytechinus variegatus (green sea urchin) is the source of this 4388-nucleotide messenger RNA. RefSeq names its product sodium/calcium exchanger 1-like. Gene Ontology annotation, biological process: calcium ion transport; transmembrane transport; cell communication. The transcript has 21 exons. The record is from RefSeq and is a predicted model, not a curated record. Gene Ontology annotation, cellular component: membrane. NCBI's taxonomy places the organism in Eukaryota, Metazoa, Echinodermata, Echinoidea, Temnopleuroida, Toxopneustidae. Bases 694 to 3441 code for a protein of 915 amino acids. Gene Ontology annotation, molecular function: calcium:sodium antiporter activity.